ACAUUUCAUUUUGACAUCCUGUCACUCUUUACCGUAAUUUUUUUUGGACACAAUGAACUGCUUCAACGACAAGAUUAAACUGAACGCCUUUGAAGAAAAAACCACUUACCAAAACGACUUUAAAAAGUACUGCGAUAGGAAAAAGGAAAACUUAAAGAACCCUCGCAUAAGGGCGGAGCAACCAAUUAAACCUCCACCGAAACGUCAUUACACCGAUAACGAAACCUUUACCACAUGGAAGGAUGACGUGUAUAUUCCCUUUGAUUUACUCUUAUUCCCAAAACCGAUCGUGCAAACUGACCCUAGAAAACCGUUUGAAAAGUUGGCGCCUCUACCGGAAGUCGAUAAACUGGAAGCCCAAAAAACGCGUCCAAGAAUUUACAUGACUCCGGCAUGCAGCCUGGACGACGUGCCAGAUCCAGAGAUGCGUCGGCUGCUCUGCCAGUUCGUCUACACCAGCGAGUGGCGCAAUGCGGAAAUCGAGGGUGCGUCCGGUUUCAAGCCGAAAAUUCCGAAUUUUUCGAAAAUCGAAACCCGCGACCUGGUCAGUUUGCAAACCGACCUCUAUCCCCCGUUGGAGGAACGAUUUAUCAAAGAGGGAAAACCGUGGGACGACCAACAGAGGAGGGGCUCCUCGGACCCGACUGCGCAGUUUUGGAUUAAUAAAGAUCCGCCCGUCUUGUGUGGCGCAUGCGUGGAUCCCCUUAAGAACCUGGUGAGUGAAGAAACGAAAGAGGAAAUUGCGAAGGCGGUGGGUGAGGAACGGCUGCGAUUGGCCCACGAUAUGCCCUCGCCCAGUUACGCCGGCUACAGACCGGAAAUGGCCAGAGGAGUCGCCAUCUCGCGGAAGACUUUACCUCCGACCCAUCCUAUGAUGACCACGUCGCAAGCUAUGACUUGUAGAUAUGCGCAGGAUCGAAAAUAAGACUUUUUCAUCAUAUGUGUGAGGGUCAAUAAAGACUUUAUGAUUA
This is a messenger RNA of Anthonomus grandis grandis, 971 nucleotides long. RefSeq lists its product as uncharacterized. The record is from RefSeq and is a predicted model, not a curated record. Lineage: Eukaryota; Metazoa; Arthropoda; Insecta; Coleoptera; Curculionidae. The coding region runs from base 53 to 925 and encodes 290 amino acids. The transcript is spliced from 3 exons.